AUGCCUGAAACUGGUAUUUCCCCUAAUAACUACACUUUCCCUUUUGUGCUGAAAGCAUGUGCUUUGAAAUCAUUGAUUAUUGAGGGGAAAGUUCGUCAUGAGGAUGCUACAAGGAUUGGGUUUGAUUUGGAUUUGUAUGUUGAGGCUGCUUUAGUUGACAUGCAUGCAAAAGGGGACAAACUAUUGAGGCUGAACAGUCCCAUAAGGCACAUCUGUUCCAAAAAAUGCAACUUGAUGACUGUUUUGGCAGAUACCAUGGCCAUUGUAAGUGAUGCCUCUGCUGUUGGUCAGUUGGGGCAUACGAUGAGAGCUAAAAUAAUUCAUGCUUGCGCCAUUUGUAAUAGGUUUUUGGAGGAUAUGUCUAUUGGGAAUGCAAUUAUUGCCGUGUUACUUUUUGAGGGGUUGCUGGAUUCUGGCUGUAAGCCUAACCCAGUUACGGUGUUGAUCAUGACACUGCUACCAGGAUUUUUAAUGAUAUCCAUACGAGGGAAAGGAAUACCACUUCAUGAAAUGUGCUGGAUGUGGCAUGCAUGGAUAUGGGAAAGAAGCAUUGAACCUUUUCUCACAAAUGCAACGGGCAGUCGUGCAGAUCUUAUUGAUGAGGGUAGGAAAUGUUUUGCAGAUAUUAAAAAGCACUCUGUUACACCCCAGGCAAAACACUAUGCUUGCAAGGGUUGCAUGGUUGUCAUGCCAGGCAGAGCUGGACUCCUGCAUGAAGCUUUUGAUAUGGUUCAACAGAUGCCAAUAACACAAACUGAUGGUGCUUGGGAGGCUUUGCUUUUGGCUUGCAGAAUCCCUGGGGAUACUGAAUUGGAAGAAAUUGCAGCAAGAAGCUUAUUCGAACCUGAACCAGAGCAUGCUGGAUACUAUGUGCUAAUGUCAAACUUAUAUGCGGCUUCUAACAGAUGGAAAGAAGUGGGGAAGUUGAAGCAAGACAUGAAGGAUAGGGGAUUGAGAAAGCCUUCAGCAUUCAGUGUGAUUGAGUUUGGUAAAGAGGCUCAUGGCUUCCAUACAGCUGAUCGAGUGAACCCAUACCUGCAGGAGCUUUAUAGGAAGUAA
This is a messenger RNA of Durio zibethinus, 1059 nucleotides long. The record is from RefSeq and is a predicted model, not a curated record. NCBI's taxonomy places the organism in Eukaryota, Viridiplantae, Streptophyta, Magnoliopsida, Malvales, Malvaceae.